UACCGGAAAUAAGCAUGUGACGACAUGCAGAACCGGAAGAGGUGGGUGAGGAGCGAAGGUCCGACCUACAGCGAAACAGCAGUAGUAAUAAAUAAUAAUGCUAAAAGUACAACAACAACAAACAAAGUAGGUCUUGUGUGCGCUCAGUAGACUGACACGGUUUAACGUCACAGCUGGAUUUAUCCCAGAAAGACAGCCGAGCAGGGAGCCGUGUCUGCUUUUAAAGGCAGGCUUGGAGCGGAGUUGGACCAGAUAAGCAGCAUCGACGCGGGACUAUGGCAGGGCGAGGGGGGUGUGUGCUAUACACUUUUAACAGAUCCCCGAUUGCCCUUAGCUUCCGAGCUCUGGGUUUUUCACACCUCCCCCCGACCUGUUAGUUGGUAGUUUUUUGGAGAAACACAUGUCCUUCUUCGCUUUCUCAAGGUUUCUGAAUUGAAAACGCAGAGACUUAAAUCGCGAUCUUAAAGUCGGGUGUUAAACUUGAGCCACUUCACCAUCCAGCUGUAAACCUGUAUGGAGAGCACCGACACAUGAACCCUAUCCACCAGCAUUCUCAUAGUAUCGGGGCUUGUUAACUUUCUUUAAAAGCGACAUUAUUGUCCAUUUUCUGCCGCGAUGCCCCUGUUGUUCUUGGAGAGGUUUCCUUGGCCCAGUCUGCAGACUUACACAGCCCUUAGCGUGGUGCUGCUCGCCGGGAGUAUCCUGAGCGCAUACACCGCUGUGAAGGACCUGGCAGUGGACAGUCCGAUGGCCGACGACCGGCCGCUCACCCUUGAAGGAGAUGAAGAGCAUGAAUUUCGGGGUCCUGCCCAAGCCACAGACGUGCUGCAGUAUCUAGCUAAGGAUAGCCUUUUAGUGUGGGUGCUCGUGAACACAGCUUGCUGUUUGCUCAUGUUGGUCGCCAAGAUGAUUCAGUGCAUGGUGUUUGGACCUCUCAGAGUCAGCGAAAAGCAGCAUCUGAAGGACAAGUUCUGGAACUUUAUUUUUUACAAAUUUAUCUUCAUCUUUGGGGUACUGAAUGUGCAGAACCUGGAGGAAGUUAUUUCAUGGUGCCUGUGGUUUGCCGUCCUCGUCUUCCUACACUUGAUGGUCCAGCUCUGCAAGGAUCGUUUUGAAUACCUCUCCUUCUCACCCACCACCCCGAUGAGCAACCAUGGGCGUGUGCUCUCCCUGUUGGUAGCCAUGCUGGUGUCCUGUUGCGGAAUGGCCGUGCUCUGUGGCUUGCGGGAGCACCCCCACGGACUGCACAGUGUGGCCUUCAUGGCCGCUGAGUGUCUGCUGGUUACCAUUUGCACUGGACAUGUCAUAAUAAGGUACACUAUUCACCUGUGGGAUCUGAACCAUGUGGGCACUUGGGAGAGCAAAGGUACCUAUGUGUACUACACUGACUUCAUCAUGGAGAUGGCCCUCCUUUCGCUGGACCUGAUUCAUCACAUCCACAUGCUGCUCUUUGGCAACAUUUGGCUGUCAAUGGCCAGCUUGGUGAUCUUCAUGCAGCUCCGCUACCUGUUCCACGAAGUGCAGCGACGCAUCCAGCGUCACAGGAACUAUCUGCGUGUCAUCGACAGCAUGGAGGCCAGGUUCGCAUUGGCCACCCCAGAAGAGCUGGCAGACAAUGACGACGACUGCGCAAUCUGCUGGGACUCCAUGCAGGCGGCCCGCAAGCUGCCCUGCGGCCAUCUGUUCCACAACUCCUGCCUGCGUUCCUGGCUGGAGCAAGACACCUCCUGUCCCACCUGUCGCAUAUCACUGAGCAUCACCGAAGGCGGCCAGAUGCGGAAUGACCAGCAGAGGGAGCUUCUCAAUGAUGGCAUUGGCGCCGUUGUUGGGGCGGACGCUCACCCACACCACAAUCAUCACAACCACUUCUUCCACUUUGACGGCUCUCGCAUUGCUAGCUGGCUGCCUAGUUUCUCAGUAGAAGUUAUGCACACCACCAGCAUCCUAGGAACGACACGGGUCAAUAACUCCCAGCUCAAUGCCAUGGCUCAUCAGAUCCACGAGAUGUUUCCCCAGGUGCCCUACCAACUGGUACUGCAGGACCUGCAGCUCACACGCUCCAUAGAGCUCACCACUGACAACAUUCUGGAGGGACGUAUCCAAGGGGUCUCUACCGCACAGCCCAGCGAGCACGCCCCAUUCCAGGAAAGCCAAGCCUCAGAGGAGCAGACGGGGGCCAGAGGUGGGAGGGAGGAGGCGCCGUCUGCGGAGGCACGGGGAGGCCGCUUCUCCAAGUCGGCGGUGGAGAGGCAGAGAAUGCUUCUGCAGAGGAAGGAGGAGCUGCUUCAGCAAGCGCGCAGGCGGUAUCUGAGUAAGACCCCAGAGGAAAGAGAUGAGGACGGCCUGGAGGGUGAUGCUGUCUCCCCGGACCCUGUGGUGCUGCGUCGCCGGAUGCUGGCAGCAGCUGCGGAGAGCAGACACCACUGGCCCCCAGACGAGGACCAGCACCAGGAGCAGGACCUGUCCCAGUGAGGCUGGCCCAGAAGCCUAUCGUGCUUCACUUUCACACCAGCAGUGAUCUCUUAGCCCCUCUACCUGUGGGGAGACUCCUCCCCCUUAGAAUUAUAGGGCUCUGACAUUAGUCCAACAGAUAAAUACUGAGACAAAAAUCUUAGAUUAUGAAAGUUAUUUCAGGUGUUUAACAAAGUGUAGAGAAGAUUCUCUGCCAUUCACUUUAAGCUGAACUUGUUGGAGCAUUGAACUGGUAUCUGAUGACUUUGUAUUUAAGAGCCACAGAGUUACAGAACAUCUGUCUGAUCAAACCCUCUAAUUCUAAGCUUCAAAAUGCUGAAAAGAUGAAUGGUUUUCUACUGGAGUUGUUCUAUACACACAAAGGUGUUAUAUUUUGCUAAGCUGUGACAUUGCUGUGAAAGAAAAUCUCUUAAAGGGACUUGAGUAUGUAAAGGACUUAAAAGCUUUAAUUAAUCUCAUCCCAGGCAAAGCAUGGAUGUUAAUGAAGAGUAUGGACAGGGCUUGCCUUGCUUGUAGGUUUCUGAAGAAUUGUUUUAGCUGUUACCUACCUCUGUGUGGUCGGUAGAGUGAGACACAUAAUGACUGUGCUCUGGUUGGGUUUGCCAGAGGUUGGAUGGAUGGCACAACGAGCAGGAUGUUUUCUUGGUUUGGAUAAGAGGGGCUUUUCUGGGUUCUGGUUUGUUUUUGAAUGUUAUGUGCAGGAUAAAUUUUAUGUCGGUUUUUAAGUUGUGAAUUCAGAAGGCUUAUCAUAUAACUGGAACAUUAACAAAAAAGUAGUGAUGGGCAAAUGAAACUUUAUGAACCAUUUUCUGCAUAUUCUGAUCCUACUAGAUGGUGCUCUUGGUUUACGUUGAACCCUUUUUUGAACAGAGAGCACCAUCUAGUGGUGUCACAGAAUACAGCAAAUGGUUCAUGAUGAUUCAUCUGGUCAUUACAAAAAAGCAAAAAACUUCCAAAGAGGAGAACCUCCCCAGUGUUAGUCUAAAAUAUGAAAGUGCUGUUUAUAGAAGGUGAGCUGAUGACCGUGAGGCAUGUUCUGCAUGUGUUUGAAGAUACGUGGAGGGGUUCGCGUCAAGUGUCCAGUGAGGAAUUCUGCAGUACGGUCUGAUGCAGAAGUGGCAAUAUGAACCGUGGGGAUCAAGUCCUAAUGUUCUCCAGUCUAAGAGUCAAGCUUAGCUGUAUUAGCAUUAUUGAACUAAUGCCCUAUAUGUGCAUAUUCCUGUUCUUAUAAUAACAACAUUGCUUGCAUUAAAUGCUGCAGGGUUUAAGCUUCUUAACCUUGGAUUGCUUUUGGAAUGGUUACGCUUGAGGUGGGCCUGCUCCUUUCUGCUUGACCCUGCUUCGCUUUUAUUGGUCAAUGUCCUAACUGUCCUCGGAGUGGGUAUUACCACACUCUUUAUCUGCAGCUAAGGAUGCAGGUGAAGUCUUGAUCUGUCACUUAACCCAAGGGCUAAAAUAACUGGCUGGGCGUUCCCUGUUUACUUUACAGACUUUGCGAGGCUUGUUGUUUUUAACAAUUUAUGUGUCUGUCUGACAAACGUAUAUGUGCUCACAGCAUGGGCAGCUUCCAUCUAAUAGGAAAACCGGAAUCUAUAAUGUGACUCUUCUCGUCUGUUAGAUCUGUCCCAUUGGUGUCAGUGCUUGUUCAUGCAUUAUAUGUUCAGUUCCAUUCAGUUGUGCGUUACCGCUUGUUUAAGUUCAUUUAAGUAUUGGAUUGAGACUUAUAGGUUCUGGUCAUCACUUAGUCUGUUGACAUUUCUGGUCUUGUUACUAGAAUUCUGUACCUUUUGCCUUGAACUAGCCCUGUGUACAUGUAAUAACAGUAACUGUUCUGCCAGUGGUUUGGUAGGAACACAGUUAGUGUUAAAGUAUGCUGUCAGUUCCGCCUAUAUUCACAUAGCUGCUGCAGAAUCAGUGUACGGAGACUGUCAGUUUUUGGCAAACUCUACCUGUCUGUUCCUUUGUGUCCCCGUUAUCGUCAAUGUGACGCUUUCCUAUGCAUGUACCUGGCUAUCCCAGGGAGGGACACACUGGGACCUGGAAACCUUUCCAAAGAGCUUAUAGCAGAUAAAAACUCCAAAGCAAAGUCUUCUGCAUUACUUGUGAUGUGAUGCAGUUUUUCAUGCCAGUGGCACUCACUGCAUUUUGGUUUGUCACUAUGCAGGAUCCAUUUUGCAAAAUCAUCCAAUUGCACUGAGACUCUGUCUUCAGCCGUAGUUUUACACACGUAAGAAACUGCAGUUUGAUUGCUUUAUAAACGAAAUGUUGUGCCUAAAUCAACAAUGUAUUAAUGACGCAAUGAUUUUGAAUUUGCAAAUUAUUUUGUAAUUAAGUGUAUAAUAAAUGUAAAUUAUCCCUGUGUAAAAUUAAAGUUACUACUGGGACCCUCUUACUCCUUUCUCAUCAGUUGGGAAAAUGUAGUUCCGCAGCAAAACUAGCAGUUUUUUUUUUAUUUUUAUUUUUUUUUAAAGUACUACGUCGUACCACUGGAGGGCAGUAUCUACUUGUGCUUUAGGGUUCAGUAAAUGAAGGGCUAUGACUAACUUGA
Messenger RNA from Paramormyrops kingsleyae, 5020 nucleotides. RefSeq names its product E3 ubiquitin-protein ligase AMFR-like. Lineage: Eukaryota; Metazoa; Chordata; Actinopteri; Osteoglossiformes; Mormyridae. Gene Ontology annotation, cellular component: endoplasmic reticulum; cytosol; ubiquitin ligase complex. The record is from RefSeq and is a predicted model, not a curated record. Gene Ontology annotation, molecular function: ubiquitin protein ligase activity; ubiquitin binding. Gene Ontology annotation, biological process: ubiquitin-dependent protein catabolic process; protein K48-linked ubiquitination; endoplasmic reticulum unfolded protein response.